This is a messenger RNA of Eremomyces bilateralis CBS 781.70, 3279 nucleotides long. RefSeq lists its product as uncharacterized. Gene Ontology annotation, molecular function: protein binding. The transcript has a single exon. NCBI's taxonomy places the organism in Eukaryota, Fungi, Ascomycota, Dothideomycetes, Eremomycetales, Eremomycetaceae. The coding region runs from base 159 to 2927 and encodes 922 amino acids. The record is from RefSeq and is a predicted model, not a curated record.
AGCGGAAUUCCUGAUGAUAACCGGAAUAAUUCCCUCACACUGCUAUCGGUUCAACCUUGAACUAAUUAAUUCCUACCCUACGGCGAUAGGGCUUGACAGGUGCGCGCACAAAGGCCCCAAUUUGUGCGGGAGUCCAUGUCAAACCCGUCCGCUCGCUCAUGAAGCCAAGAUGGGCACUCAUCCGCUCUUCGGUUCGAAGACCUCCUUCCAACGCGCAUAGAGCUACCAUCCAUGCCUCUCAGAUCAUUUCCUUCACAAGAGAAUCACCGCCAAUUACACAGGCGCAAUUCUCAACAUCAGAAGCGCGGUUAUCUUCUGAUGCUGCCCACCAUGCGGUCCACCAUCUCGAACAUUAUGCCAACCCCCAGCCGAACUGCGAGACGGCUCGCUUUACCCCAAUCCGACGUGUGAAGAUGGAUAGCGAAGCCAGCGCGGUCCAGAUACCUUCAAGACGACCCCCGAACUAUCGACCAGAGCAUGAUUUUGGAACAUGGGUGUUGGCUUUGCAGGACAGACAACUCUCGCAUGGGAGACAAGGAGUGAUCGAGGUUUGGAGAAAAUUGUGCAGCCACGGCUUGUAUUUGCCGGAAGGGGGUGACGAUGCACCUUAUCUCUGGAAUUGCUUCAUAGCGAACCCGGAAUUGGUGGAUGAAGUCUUCCAACACGCCGCCGAAAGGAAGCGAAAAGGGCACCUGAACUAUCGAAAGCUGUAUAGUCAGAUUGUCACUCAUGCAAUACGAGACCCUGCUCAGUUCGGCGAUCCGGUUCACUGGCACCAUCGGCUGGCCCGACAUGGACUGGCUUCCACGCAAGACUUUCAAACGAUGGCGCGGUAUGCGGUAUCGAAACCCGAGUCUCUUCAGAGUUUGAAGCGGAUUUUCCUUCGCUUGAACGAUCGGAAGUACCAGGGCCUUGUGUUGGACGCUUUGGGUAAUCAAGGCAGAAUGACCCUUGCCUUGGAAUGGCAGGCAAUGCUCAAGGGAAACGAUUCACGCCAAAACAAUCCCUCCAUACGCUAUUAUGUCCAAGACAUUCAGAGCGAGACUGUUGCUAAAGAAACGAAGAUACAAACGCAAAGCCAAGACGAAGGGACAAUGCCACACUCCGCGCCAUCACGACUCCCGAAACUCACUCUACGAAAUAAAACAGACGAGGGUGUAACACUUACCGACGACCUUCUAUCUCGAAUUCUAGCUACCCGUGCAUUCUCUCUUAACGUGAUCUUGAAAGGCCUCUCCAUGCUUUCUUUACCUCUGAUCGGUACUUCGGCAUUACGGGCGAUCGCUCUGCGGUCGGGCGACUCACAAACAUUCAUGGAGUAUCUCACGGAGCUGGCAGAGGCCAACGUUGCGAUCGAAGCCAGUCAUUACACGCAUAUGAUCCUGAAUUUGGCAACAUCUGGGCGGGAAGAAGAGUUGCAAGCUGUCUUGAACAGUGACCAGCACCCCAGCAACUUUGACGAUAUCGGCCUUCAAGAACACCUGCUCCGACAAUGUCUUUCCAGAGGAGAUCUCGAGAGUGCAAGACCCGUAUUGACAUUCUUGACGCUCAACUCUCAGCAUCCCAGUCUCGAAGCCUGGAACAUGGUUCUGAAGCAAUACGCCGUUAACCGGGACGUGGUCCGCAUCCAUCAAACGCUGGAACGGAUGGAAGCCGAAGGAAUUCACAUACAUAGGUCAUCCUUGACGAUGUUGUGUCAGUAUUGUCUGCGUUGGCGUCGUGGACGACAUCCCCCCCCAGCGCUACCGGGUCGCCGCGCUGGCGGACCUGAAGACGAUAUGGAGCCUCUCACUUCCAAUCGACGCCCAUUUACGCGGGACGAGGAAGCAUUUGCUCUCGUGGGCAUCUGGAAGAAGCUCAUUACAAGUGGGUAUAGUAUCUCUCCGUUGCGUUGGCACGAGCCGCUCCGUCGGCUAGGUCACCUGGGCCAUUUUGAGGAGCUUAGCAAGCUUUGCGGCUGGCUGGCGGACUGGUAUGCUCCGCGACCCACGUCUAAUUCGAAAGGAUGGAGAGGCAGUCAAAGAGAGAAAGUCAAGGCACGAGCGCUGCUGACAAUGUCUGACCCUCGUCAUCCCUUGCGGCGACUGUUUUCCGAAAGCUUCCAGAAAGCCGUGAUAACAUGGGGCAUUCAAGACGGCAUUCGGCGGGUUCUGACUUGGAAUGGUCGCGCCAUGGCCUACAAAAAUGGGAGAUAUACCAUUUCCGUGGAGUCCGGUUCCCCAAACGGUCCUGCAAAGAGUGCGGGCCAUGAGACACCCCAAUACGUAGACUGGGUCCUUAUUUCGGAGAUGGAAGCCCAACGCAGAAAGGGGAUGGAACAAGAUAUGAUCCAGGAGGUCAUCCAAAGACCCGAUCCGAGCGUGUUCACUGGAGGACUCAAGGUCCUGACCGAUCUCCAGCAACACCGCGGCGUGGUCGUCAACACAGUUGAAAUACGGCGAGGGGUCAACACAUCGCUGUGGCGGAUCUUUGGCAUCGGCCGGCGGUCUCGGCGACUGAAUUUUCGGUUUAAAAUAUUGAACGCAUACAAGCUAGAAGAGAUAGUCCUCGAGAUGGAGAAGGCAUGGGGCGCUCGAGGGCCAGGCCUCUGGCCGCGGCUGAUGACGAGGAGCGAAGCUCACGAUCGUUACGUGAGUGGGCAAGUUCAAGGACUCAGUUUGAUACAGCAAUUAGUUGAGAGCAAAAAUCCGGAGUCUACGUCGAAGGGGAGCGUUAUGUUGGAGCCGGAUGAGAUUCUACACCGGAGGAUGCGGAUGGCCUUUGUUCUAUUUGGACCUAAACCAGCCAUCCUUGUCGGAAGUCGAGCUCGAGGGUUGCAAAGGAAAAUCCCUCACGAUACAUGGACGAAGUUGGUCGAGAGGUGGGCGGUAAGAGGGGAAGGGACUUUUGACGCAUACGGAGCCUUCACGCUCCCCUCAUCCGAGUAAGAUUGGCAGGAGGGCAUUAGGAUCACGUCGCAGGGAACGUCAUCAGCGUCGCGACGAUUGGCCAGCUAAGCGGCCGAGUUCACUGUACAUAAUCAGGUUGUAAAGCCGUGUAAGAGGUCUCUAAACGAGCUUGUAAUGUCAGCAUUUGCUGGUCGUGUGUAUCCUCCAGCUUGAAGUAUGGGGUAAGGAGUGUAGGGAGUCCCUGUUUCACUUUCACGUCUGGAACACGACCGACAUACUCUCCCUGAACCUAGAUCAAACAGAAGGUUUAUAUUAAUAACCGAACCUACAUGCAGAAGCUCGAGGAUUUGAGUCUUGGGAUAUCCGAUUGGCACCUUUAAUAGGUAAUACU